AUUCCUUCCUUUCUUCAUUGGCGGUGUUAAGAGACACGCUGUACGGGGGUAUGGAAUUCUCAAUGACAUGUUUGAGGAGGGCAUGGCGAAAGCACGCGCUGCUGAUCGUAUAGCACAAGAAGCUAUGACAUUUUGUCACAAAUGUCUAAAGGUAGUGAAGUUGGUUGGUUUUAUUGGGUCUACAAGUGAUUAUGAACUUGCUUUGCAUUUGCUGCGAAUUGCUGGAUCUCUCAAGAGAUUGAUCCUUUGUUCUGAUUAUGCCGAUUUUGAUGAUCUAAAUGAGUUUUGGCCACGCUCCAUGAGGAAGAAGGCAAUCCGAGAGUGUGCUGAUCAGCUUAAAGCAAAUUUAUCCCCCAGAGCUGAAUUGUUGACAUAUGGCCCUGGUUUUUCGAAGAAGAGAAUAUAGCACUAGAGAAGUGAUAACCCCUACGGAAAUGAUCUAAACCGAGCGGAUCAAACCUUUCUUCUUCCUGCUCAAGUAGAUGCCGAAUUUCAUUAUUUAGCGGCUCUCCGAAGUCAGAGAGAUGAGUGGGGCCUUUCUGAUAGGAUGGACAAAGCGCUUUCAUCACCAUUAAAUUAAUUUAAACGCCAUGCAUAUUUACUAUGACUUCUUUAUUUUGUCUUUAGUAUUGUUUUUAUUAUUUUAAGAUAAAUUUGUUGGAUCACUUAUGUAUGUUCUUUGAUGAACUUUCUCCUCUUUUUUAACUAUUGAAAUUAUAUG
This is a messenger RNA of Lycium barbarum (goji berry), 721 nucleotides long. RefSeq lists its product as uncharacterized. The transcript is spliced from 3 exons. The record is from RefSeq and is a predicted model, not a curated record. The coding region runs from base 68 to 406 and encodes 112 amino acids. NCBI's taxonomy places the organism in Eukaryota, Viridiplantae, Streptophyta, Magnoliopsida, Solanales, Solanaceae.